This is a messenger RNA of Larimichthys crocea (large yellow croaker), 7603 nucleotides long. RefSeq names its product protein phosphatase 2, regulatory subunit B', beta (gene ppp2r5b). Bases 1352 to 2932 code for a protein of 526 amino acids. The record is from RefSeq and is a predicted model, not a curated record. Gene Ontology annotation, biological process: protein dephosphorylation; signal transduction. Gene Ontology annotation, cellular component: nucleus; cytosol; protein phosphatase type 2A complex. Gene Ontology annotation, molecular function: protein phosphatase activator activity. The transcript is spliced from 13 exons. Lineage: Eukaryota; Metazoa; Chordata; Actinopteri; Sciaenidae.
AGCUUCAUUUCCUGUGUGCUCCUGACUCACCGCGUGUUUCUUGACGCAUCUCGCCGAGGCGCUGUAGGACGACCGGAUAACGGGAUCCGAGAAGGGGGACAGGAGCAAAACGUGUCAGUCUGACAGACAUAGACGGGGUGCUAUUGUAUAACACAGGCCUUCAGUCUUUUCACUCCAGGCUGCUGUUGUUGUUGCUGCUUGCCCGGACUCUCUUCUUUUAUUCCAGCCCUCCUAUCAUUUGCUUCUUCCUCUCCUCUCACCGCGGAGGUAGAGCCGGAGCGCUGCAGCGGGGUGAGCUCGGUUGUUGCAUCGGCCGCUGGCGGAGGACCUACACAUGUCGGAGCGGUGAGGGAGCGUUUGUUUCCCCGCCCUGAUAAGCGCUUUGAGGAGGAGGACGACGGAGGAGGGGGACGUUGUGUGUGGCGUGGAGGAGGAGGAGGAGGAGGAGAAGGAGAGAGAAUAAAAACAAAAAAAAAUCUGAAUUAUAAAGCAGGUGCGGCCGAGAGAGGAAGAAAAAAAAAACCGAGCAGGAGAAGGACAACAGUGAUGCGGCAGCCGAAGUGGGCCCAGAUAGAUGAUUUUAUGAUAUCAUCAUCCACCGCCAGGACCGAUCACUGAUUUUAUUGAUAAGGAGCAUCAUCGAGGAGAAUAAAGCUGAUCUGGGGUCCGUUUGUUUGUUUGGAUAAAAACAGCAGGAGGAUCAUCGGUGCUUGAUUUAUGCAGUGAUUUCUUUUCCACAAGGAGGCUUUGUGAUCAGAAAAUAAAUCUCCAAAUUUAGGCCGAUGACUUAAGUGUGCAUGUGUGUGUGUAUGUGUAUGCGUGUGUGAGUGUGUGUGUGUGUGUGUGUGACGCCAAUACAGCAGCAGAGAGGUGUGUUUAUGUGUAUGCGUGUGUGUGUGUCUGUCUGAGCAUCAUCUGGUAGCUGUACGGGCUACUCCUCCACGGGGAUGAUACACAAGCGAUUUUACAUCUGUGCGUAAAGAAGUGAAGAAUCAGGGAUGAUGCUGCUGCUGCUGCUGCCAUUUCCAGCCCGGCUCUGAUAGAGACACCGAGGAGGCGCACAGCACGGGACUGGACAUCCAGAAAAUAUCCUCUCCUCUCCUCACCUCUCCUCCGCCUCUGCACCUUCUCCCUCCCUCCUCCUCCCCUUUAUCUCUCACCCCUCACCUCCUCCACCACCCCCAGAUCUCGUCUAUUCACUCUGAUCAAUUGAUAAUCCAUCUGUGAUUCAGAAAAGCCACCCACCUCCUCCAUCCUCUCCUCCAUUCACAUCCUCUUUACGCACUCACACGCGCAAAGGCGCGCACCCACUGCACGCACCAACACCACCACCACAGCCGCCGCCGCCAUCAUGGAGACGACCAAGCUGCCUCCGUCCAGCCCGUCCUCACCGACCACCAGCUUCUCGGUGCCGUCCGCGGAGAAGGUGGACGGCUUUCCGCGCAGGUCCAUGCGCAGAGCCCGGCAGAGGAGGUCCCACAGCUCGUCCCAGUUCCGAUACCAGAGCUCCCAGGUGGAGCUCACCCCACUGCCCCUGCUCAAAGACGCCCCGGUGGCAGAGUUACACGACCUGUUCUGUAAGAAGCUGCAGCAGUGCUGUGUGCUGUUUGAUUUCCUGGACUGCGUGGCUGACCUGAAGGGGAAGGAGAUCAAGCGCGCGGCGCUCAACGAGCUGGUGGAGAGCGUGGCCACUAGCAGAGGAGUCCUCAUAGAGCCUCUCUACCCAGAGGCUAUAAAGAUGAUCUCGGUAAAUAUCUUCCGAACUCUCCCGCCCAGCGAGAAUCCAGAGUUUGAUCCUGAGGAAGACGAGCCGACACUCGAAGCCUCCUGGCCGCAUCUGCAGCUGGUGUACGAGUUUUUUCUGCGUUUCCUGGAGAGCCCGGACUUCCAGCCCUCCAUGGCCAAACGCUACGUCGACCAGAAGUUUGUCCUGCAGCUCCUGGAGCUGUUUGACAGCGAAGACCCCAGGGAGAGGGAAUACCUAAAGACCAUCCUGCACCGUGUCUAUGGAAAACUACUGGGCCUCCGAGCCUACAUCCGCAAACAGAUCAACAACAUCUUCCUCAGGUUCAUAUAUGAAACUGAGCACUUCAACGGAGUCGCAGAGCUUCUGGAAAUCCUCGGCAGCAUCAUAAAUGGCUUCGCCCUGCCCCUGAAGGCCGAACACAAGCAGUUCCUGGUUCGGGUUCUCAUCCCGCUACACACGGCAAAGUCCCUUUCCAUCUUCCACGCACAGCUGGCCUACUGUGUGGUGCAGUUUAUGGAGAAAGAUGCUACAGUGACUGAAUAUAUCAUCAGAGGGCUGCUCAAGUACUGGCCAAAAACCUGCACGCAGAAAGAGGUGAUGUUCCUGGGGGAGAUUGAAGAGAUCCUGGAUGUGAUCGAGCCGUCUCAGUUCAUCCGGGUGCAGGAGCCGCUCUUCAAACAGAUCGCAGCCUGCAUCUCCAGCCCUCACUUCCAGGUAGCGGAGCGGGCUCUUUACUUCUGGAACAACGAGUACAUCCUCAGUCUGAUAGAGGAGAACUGUCAAGUCAUCCUGCCGCUGGUAUUCGCCACCCUCUACAGAGUCUCCAAGGAGCACUGGAACCAGACCAUCGUGUCUCUGAUCUACAACGUGCUGAAGACCUUCAUGGAGAUGAACAGCAAGUUGUUUGAUGACCUCACUGCCUCCUACAAAGUGGAGAAACAGAAGGAGAUGAAGCGAGAGAGGGAGCGUGCAGAGCUCUGGCGAGGCCUGGAGGAGCACCAGGAGCGCCGGAUGCAGAUGCUCACCGAGGCCGCCAGGAACCAGAGGAACCUCCAGGAGCGAGGCGAGAGAGGGGACCCGCCGACCCCUUCGUCCCCGCAGACGGCUCACUCCGACCAGCCCGAGCCCAAGCCAAGCGGGGCCUCUUCUUCCUCCUCCUCCGGAGCUGGGGAGAGCGCCACCUAGGUGCUGCUCCACCACACAUUGGAUAACACAGGGGGUUAGGGGACAGGGAGAAGACAUGAGGUUGAUGGUGAAAGUGUUGGGAGAGGUCAGACAGAAAAGGUACAAAACAAAACCACUGUUCUUUUUUUUUUAUUAUUAUUAUUUUUUAUCUCGUAUCAUCGAGAUGUGGCGGCUUUUUUGCGAAAAAAGCGCACGCGCUCAGUGAUGCGAGGUAAACACUGUACCUUUUUUCUGACAGAGUUGUGUGAAACUGGUUCACUUUUUUUGCUGUACACACAUCAUGUUGCAGAUCAGAAGAUGAAUAUUGUCCAUAAAGUGCUGACUGUCGUUUUAAUUAACAGCUGGUUUAUUAAACUGCAGGUCAGUACCAAAAAAAAAAUUGGUAGCUGGCCUGCUUCAAAUCAGCCUCAAAAAAAGAGAUACGACUUCUCUUUUGGUGCAAACACUAACCGAGUUUAACAUGUGUCUAACUUGUCUUGAUAUUUAACCAGUCGGAGUCUGUACUGUGGCCUCAUAUUUAUCUUUUGGUCAGAGAUGCUUAUUUCAUGCGUGGAUAGCACAAUGCAUUAAUAAACAAAAGAAGCAAUUUCACACAAAUGUCCCAAAACUAUUGCCGCACAGGCCAGACACACACACACACACACUCAAACACACACACACACAGACGCAGGUACAUAUUUACUGUAAAUAUGAGAAUACAGAGCUGCAGAGAUAAAAAUGUAUCCAGGUCAAACAAAUCUCACACGCCAACUAUCGAUUGAUGCACCAAGAUAUUUCUUUUAGACGCUCGUAUACACGCACACACUCGCACACACACACACACACAGCUGGUUCUGGCGCUAACUUCUCUCCCAUUCUGUCGGUUUCCACCAAAGGACGAGCCUAAAAGUCCGUCAAGGUUAAAUAACCACUGAUGAAGAUGAUGAUAAUGAUAUAAAGUACAAUACUGUUCCUUCUUCUUACUUGUUACUCUACUACUACUACUCUACUCUACUCUAAGUACUACUGAUGAUGAUGAUAAUGUUUUUAUAUAUAUACAUAUGUCUCUGGAUAUUUCUGUAGUGUAUUAUGGGAGAAACACUAGUGUAGCAGAUACCAUGAAGGGGGAAGGCCGGCUCGAAUUCUGAAUUCACAUCACAUGUUAACUGUAUGAGGCCAUAAUGUGAGUGCUGAAAUUCAGCGGAAUUCCCCUUUAACAGACCUUAAAGAGGGGACGAUGAACUGGAAUCGCGGUGGCUGUUUUUCUUUUCUUUUUGAAAUUUUGGAUGUUUGCGGUGGGUGCAUUUUAAAUCGUAAAAAAAAUAAAUAAAUUCCCAAAACAUUCCACAUUUAAAGAUCCCUACAAUUAUGUUUUUUGGGGUUUGUUCGUUUGAUUAAACGUGCCCUGUGGAAAAACACAUUUAUGUUUACAUUCAGUGUUACUCACCAAAAAACGCAUCGUGUGCAUCCUUGACAAGCUGAAUGCAUUUCCUUCCUCAUAGAACAUUUGAAAAGUAAAAAAAAUGUUGCAUUGUUUACAUCCAUGUUUACUAACUAGUCAUCUUCUUCCCUGCCUCUGUCGGCAUAUUGCUAUCGUUUCUCUGCACAUUUAUUGGUUGAUCAAUAAAAUAGCAUGCAACUGGCAUGAAUCAUAUCGCCUGUGUGCUCACGCGCAUACAUGUCCACCCUUGUGCGUGGAACAAACAUAAUGGGGACCUGCUCAUAAAAACAUUGCGCUAUAGCGCCUCUAGUGGUGGGAAACUCCACAGGGUACCUUUAAUUUAGAUGUUAAUUAAAAGUUUUACAAAUAUACUCUUUUGCCUUGGUUAUAUUUUACAAAGUUGCAGUUUAGGAACCCCAACAUUGAACCAAAAAUGGAUUCCAAGCAGACUAGUAAACGCCACCCAACUCAGACGUUACUGGAGGACAAAUAAAGUGCACCACCAGUGUUUCAGACCAAAAGAAAAACACAUCAGUGAUCCAGUUGGAUUUCUGAACCCGGCACGUCUGUUCCUUAAGGCUCAGCAGACCUGACGCUGCUAGAUGGCGACCAUGACGAUGAUAACUUUUUUUUUUCGGUGUGAACCAACAAAAAUCUGUUUAUUCUUGUCUGAUCAUUAUGAUAGAGUGGUGGGAUAAAGAGAGGGUGGGGAAAAAAACAGAAAAAAAUUAUUUUAGCAAUAUUUUCAUUCUUUCAGGAUAAUCUGUGUGUUUUUAGGGGGUUAAACAGGAAGUGGGUGUCACACGCAAAUGUUUACCCCCCACUCUUGUUUUUACUCCUGUUGCGUCCUUGAUAUUCACAUUGUCUUAAAGGUACUUUCUGUGUACAUUUAUUUGAUGAAAAUGAUUUUGCUUUGUAAUUAUUUUGUUUUGUUUUUUCUUGGUUUUUGUAUGAUCUCGUUCAUUUUGUGGAAAACUGAUACCGAUGCUAUUUAUUUUCUAUUUGAUCAGGAAAUGUAACCUUAUUUGAAGAUGAUGGUCAGGUUGUGUAUGUGUGUGUGUGUGCGUGCAUGCAUGUGUGGGUGUGUAUCCAGCGAGUGAAUCGGUGUGCAGGAGAUGUGCGUAGACAGAGUGAUUGAGAACGAGAGAAAAAUGUUUUUCUCUCUUUGUUUCUUUUUCUCUCUCUCUCCUUCUCUCCUUCCUGAGGGACAGGGUUUGAAUCCGAAUGUAUCGUAAAACGAAUCGAUUGUUUCUUUUGACGCUUGAGACGCAGAGCUACCUGUCGGCUGCUUCGUAACCAAACCUUCAAAAAACACUUCAGACCAGCAGUUUUUCCAAACUUCAAAUCAUGCCUGAGUCAACAAGGUUUUGAAAUCCAUCCGAUUUGCAGCUCUCAGAUUGGCAUUUUAACGUUUUAUUGAGCUGCAUCUUACAGUGGCGCAUUUCUGCCUCCAAAUUUCCACAUUUUUUUUUUUGUGUGUGUUUUUUUUAAAUACUUUGAAUCGGCCACACAUACAGUAAUCUUUAUACAAAAGAGGUUGUUGCUUUCAAGCGUUGACACUGCAGCAGGUUAUAACUUCCAACAUGUUUGUCAUAAAACCAAAAGCAAAAUAUCAUCAAAUAUGCAUGAAAAUAGUUGAUAUUAAAAAUAAACAUAACUCAUAAUCCACUCACUAGCUUUUUCUGCAGCUUACAAUCAGGUUAUGGAGUUGCUCAGCCAUCCUGGAGAUGACUCAGGAGUCAUCGUGUGAAUGAAGUAUGGCGCUUUGCCCAAUUGGCAUGGCACCUGAGCCGUCUCCAUGACAACUGAGCAAACUCCUCCUGAGAUAAGACUGAAAGCUCUGGAAAAAGCCAGCUAGUUAGCAUUGUUACACAUGUGCCCGUGGUUUCCAAAACUUUUUUCACUUUUUUCACCUGUGAUCCCGUUAGAAGAAAUCAAUGUCUGCUUGUGACUCUUUGGCCUUUGUGUGGACAUGAGUUGCGGGUAGUUAAACCAAAGAGUUUUUUCCCCUCUCAAAUCAUUUUUGAAAAUACAAAACAGCAAAAGAAAAAGGAGGAAAAUCAUAAAAAAAGAAAAAUAUUUCAUUUUGUUCUUGUGUUCUUUUAAUGACCUUAAUGACCUCCCUGAAUUAACUUAAGACCCCUUAAGUGGUCCCCUGAACCCCAGUUUGGGAACCACUGACACAUGUCUCUCUUCUCUAAGUACCAUAACACUACACAGUUCUUCCUUUCAGGCUGAAUUUUGUUGAAUUUUGAGCGUGGAUGUAAAGUACACAUUAACUUUCUGCAUGCGGCCACACACAUGGAAAAAAAAAAUGCACGGAUUGAUUAGGUGUAAUAGCAGCCUCAUGCUAGUAAACACCUCAAAACCUGCACCCGACACCAUCUAACCGAACACAGGCAAGAAAAACAACAAAUGCUCCCAUAUGAUUUCAAACGUUGUUUUGAUUCAGGCAAAAUAAAAAAAAAUAAAAAUAAAAAACACAACUGAAAACAGACAAAACUUGACCUCGCUGUCAUAAAACUCAGCUUACUUAUGAUUUUUGUUUUGGCUUGCUUCCUCACAAACCCUCUUGAUUGUUAUUGUCAGUCGGUCAGCUGACUCCCACCGUUCUAGAAAUUCUCAGUUCCUGUUUCUAGGACUCUGUCGUACGAAGAGAACUGCUCCAGAACAGGAAGCGAGAGAAGAGAGUGUUCGUAGAGAGCUCUGGUAUCGCCUCGCAGACCGCCAUCAAACGCUGCUUUCAUCCACCGCCACAUUUCCUCCCAGCGGCCAUUUUCACGUGGCCCAUAUUGAAACAAAUGCUUUAAAUCCGAGGGUUGAUGUGAAUGGACGGGAUGAAAGCAGCGGAGUGAAGAUGAAAAAAAAACAGAGGAGGAGAAAGACAGAGGAAAGAAAAGACAUAGAGUUAGACACAAUAGAAUGGCAAUAAGUCAGAGCAACAGUAACAGAAUGAGAAUAUAAUGUUAACGAAACCUACAACCGCAUUACGUAGCAAUUUCACUGAAUUUCUAGAUUUGCACUGUCUGCCCAAUGGUCUGUGUUUGUUGUGUUGAAGAAAAACCUUAGAGAAGAUGAUUAAGAUGAUGCAGAAGAAGAAGAAAAAGAAGAUGUAUAUUUUGGGGACCAACACAGCGGCGGGGGGGGGGUUGAAUGUAGAGAGGCUUACUACUGUACGUAACAUUACAGGGGGGUGUAGAAUGGAGAAAAAAAACUAUGUGCUAAAAAUGAAACUUCACUUUGAGAAAACA